Messenger RNA from Doryrhamphus excisus (bluestripe pipefish), 5358 nucleotides. It is a transcript of the gene foxo4, whose product is annotated as forkhead box O4. Gene Ontology annotation, molecular function: DNA-binding transcription factor activity, RNA polymerase II-specific; RNA polymerase II cis-regulatory region sequence-specific DNA binding. Lineage: Eukaryota; Metazoa; Chordata; Actinopteri; Syngnathiformes; Syngnathidae. The record is from RefSeq and is a predicted model, not a curated record. Gene Ontology annotation, cellular component: nucleus. Gene Ontology annotation, biological process: regulation of transcription by RNA polymerase II.
UGCACGCAUGCGCAGAGCGUUUCGCUUGACAGUGGUAAACAGACGUCAGAAGGGAGUCUUCGCCUGGACUCAAAACAAAACAAAAGCAAACAACUAUUAAAGACACCGAAGGAGCGGAUAUUCGGAUCGCGGGGACGACAACAACUUUUACCCAAGUCGCCGACCACUUGAAUCGGCGACUUUAAGCCAGUUCUCCGCGGCUCUCGGAGGACUUUUCGGCGCAUUGUAAAAAGUCCGGAGUAGCAGGGGGAGCUUAAGCGGCUAACGCUACGGAGGGGCAACCCGUGCUUGUUUUCAAAGUGCGGCGACUUUUCGGAGCGACGUAGGCCGGAGGAGCACCCCGCUUCACCUUAACGAAUCCCGGCGAAAGGCUUUCACUCGGAAGAGAUUUGCUAGCAGGGCGCCGGUGGAAGCUGGAUUCGGAGCUCCGGGCCUCGGCGAGGAGGCGUUUUGUAACCGCUUGUCGUGGCAUCGUGUGCGGCGGCACGAGUGGAAAACAUGGCAGAUGGUGACACGCGCUUGGCCGCAAUGUGGCGGAUCGUCCACACCUAAAUUGCCCUUUCACGUAUUUUUUAGUCGUUUUUUUUUUGGUCAGUAAGUAAUAUUAAUAUUUUUAAAAGAUAUACAUUGGAUAUUUGGAAGUUUUAUCGACUUUGUGGGGCUUCUUGAACUGUCAGCGUGGAAAGUGUUAGACUUUUUUUUUUUAGUUGUUUACAAAUUGAAGCGGAAGUCAGAUAAUCCUUUCACAACAAAAUUUGCUACGGAACUACUUUUUGUAAAAAAAAAAUUUUUUAAAUGAAUUUACAACUUUAACAAUGCGGUGUUCAUGUUGAGUGGAUUUUUUUAUCUUAAUAUUUUUUAUUUUCAAUUUAAAAGACGGCAGCCCAGAUGUUGUUGCUUUUGUUUUGAUUUCAUCCAAACAAAAGAGCUCUCAUUCCCUCCUGUAUAAAUCAGAAGGUUUAUGAUAGUUAGUAUUAAGGAGAUUAUUUGGGUUCCCUAAUCUCCAAUCUGAGGAUUAGCUGGAGCUGCUAUUGGUGUGCACAGAUUAUUACGUCUUUUUUUUUCUAGGCGCCAGCGUGUGCAGCAUAUUGUUUUUUUUCUGCGACAUCCGAGGAUCGAAGAGGUUGAUGUUGUUUUAAGAGGCGCUUUUUUUUUUUUUUUGGAGGGGGGCGUUGAAGUACCGAGCAUCGUCACAAUGGAGGAGUCACUGGUGCCACCCAUCGACCCAGAUUUCGAGCCGCAGAGCCGACCCCGGUCCUGCACAUGGCCGCUUCCGAGGCCCGACAUCUCAGCCGUGAAACAGGAGGCCCCCGACAGCACCGAGUCCACCGCUGGAACCCCGCCCAACGACGAGGACAAGCCUGAGCCGCAGCCAAUCGCGUCCGAGCCGGAGAAAGCGUCGCCGGCGUCCGAGGGCGGAGCCGUCGGCGGAGUGGGCGGGGCUGCCGCCACGCCCAGAAAGGGGUCAUCUCGGCGCAACGCGUGGGGCAACCAGAGCUACGCCGACCUCAUCAGCCAGGCCAUCGAGAACUCGCCGGAGAAGAGGCUCACUCUGGCGCAGAUUUACGACUGGAUGGUCAAGACGGUGCCUUACUUCAGAGAUAAAGGAGACAGCAACAGCUCUGCCGGGUGGAAGAACUCCAUCCGCCACAAUCUAUCGCUGCACAACAAAUUUCUGAGGGUCCACAAUGAGUCGACGGGAAAGAGUUCCUGGUGGAUGCUCAACCCCGAGGGAGGGAAAACGGGCAAAGCCCCCCGCCGCCGAGCUGCUUCCAUGGACAACAGCAGCAAGCUGCUAAAGAGCCGCAUGCGGGCCAAGCAGACCAAGAAGCAGGCGGGCGCCGGGGCCGCCGGGGCCCUGCAGGGCGACGGCAACGCGGGUUCCACCGGCGCAGACAGCCCCGGUUCGUCGCAGCAGUUCCCCAAAUGGGGCGUCAGCAGCAGCAGCCCCUCGUCCCGAGGGAGCCUCGACGACGGCGACAUGUGGACCACAUUCCGGCCGCGCACCAGCUCCAACGCCAGCACCCUGAGCGGGCGUCUGUCGCCCAUCGCCCCGGGCCAGGAGGACGACGAUAAUCUCCCUGAAGACGGGCUUCUGGGGCGCUACGCCGCCAGCACCCUGACCCCCACUCUCACCGAGACCCUCAUGGAGGAGCUGGAUCUGAUCGACGGUCUGACUCUGAUGACCGGCCAGCAAGGGGGCGCCAGCCCCAGCACGGCACCUCCGGCACCCCCCACCCCGUUACCGUCCGCUUCCACGCUGCUGCCCCGCGGCUCCAACUUCUCCUCCUUUCACCAGCUGCAGCCGUCGCAGACGUCCCCCCUCACCGGCAACCAGGCCCCGGUGGGGGCCAACAGCAAGGAGCCCCCCGCAUUCAGCAACUCCCUCUUCAACCCUCUGUCCAGCUCCAGCUCUCGUGGGUCGGGUCACUACGGCGCCCACGUGCCCUCCAGCCUCGAGGCCCUGCUCACCUCGGAUUCUCCUCCUCCGAGUGACGUCCUCAUGACCCAGGUGGAUCCGCUCAUACCCAAUCCCGGCGGGGUGGGCCUCAUGGGUCUGGGGUCCUCGGUGGCGGGCGUGCGGCCUAAACCCAAUCAGCUGCUGCUGGGUAAGGGUCUCGAACCCAACACGGUGGCCCCCAGGAGCCUCCAGGCUCAGAUGCAGCAGCACCUCCACCAUCAGCACCACCAACACCAGCAUCACUCUCAAAUGAGCCUGGGCAUGAUCCUGGCCGGGAUGCCCCAAGACCUGGCGCAGAUGUCGGCGGUCAAAGCCCAGCACGCCGCCGUGCCGGCGGGCGGCGCUCACCACGCCGUCCCCUCGGCCGGCCCCGCUCUGCAGGGCCUGGCUCAGUUCGCCGCGCCGUCCUGCUUCCAGGCCACCCCGGACCGUCUGCCCACGGACCUGGACGUGGACAUGUUCACCGAGAACCUGGACUGCGACGUGGACUACAUCAUCAACAGCGACCUCAUGGACGCCGACGGCAUCGACUUCAACUUUGACCCCAUCCUGCCCGGGGGCCAGGGCUACGUGGGGCCGGCCACCACGCAAGGCUCCGCCCACAACUGGGUGCCCAGCUAAAGACUUGGCCAGGACACGUCCGCCCACCCUCCCGUCUCCCCCAAAGCUGACCUCAUCACCUCGGCAAAGGACAAAACCACCGGCGACGGCAUUCCUUCGGCGAAAUGGCGACACAAGGAAAGGCCGACGCAGUCUCCGUGUCGCCUGCCAGGACGCGGACAACGAGGAGACAUGGACACCAGGACGCGCUGAAGAGUACCUUCAGCCUACUAUGCACACACUUACCCCCCCCCCUCCCCCAAAAAAAACCCAGUUCUCACUGAUGACUUUUUUUUUUAAGAUGUUCCAUCUUUGAGGGUGGCUGCGGUACGACCGUGUUUUGGUACCCUGAUUUUAGAUGGGCGACACCCACUCGUGGCCAGUCCCCCCCACCCAUCCCCCCGCCCCCACCCAUCUCACUCACCCAGGUGUGAACGGUACAAGCAAAAACAACAACAAAAAAAAAAAUCAUCCGUGUGGACGAUCGCUAGACGCCGCCACACGUAGACUUGAACUUUUUUUGAUGACGACGAUACACGGGUGGCGUUCCCCUUUCCCCUCCCACUUGCCCCGCCCCCUUCCAUUUGUGCUGAUUCAACACUAAUAUUUUUUUCCAACUUCCAUCAUAGUUAGAUUAUUUUUUUUGAUUUAUGAAGCCUCCCUGAUUUGCUGUUUAACGAAUAAAAUCAGGUCAUGUGACUUUUUUAGGGCAUUUGAGGUUAAAUUGCCGACAAAACAUUUUGGUUGGUUACCAAAUUGGGGGGGGGGGGUUUAUUCUAGCACUUGGGAUAAUAUUUAGAUUUUGAAAACAUUUCCUAGAGAUAUGUAUGUUAAUGUACACGUUGCACACGCUAAGGACACGCUAUGCAGAUUCACGUAAAGAACUCAAUGUCAUCUCGAAGGACGUUUUAGACUUUUAAAAACGACAAAAAAAAGGCUUCCUGUUAUGACUUUUCCGUGCUAACUUGAAAGAAAUCAUGAAAAAAAAAAUAAAGAAUAUAUUUGGUUAUAGCUUUAAUAUACUAGACGAUAAAAAGAUGCUACAUAUAUUACUAAUUAUUUUUUUUUUUUUUUUUUUUUACAUUGGAAGACACAUUUUUCAGAUAAUAGCAAUUUUUCUAUACUUAUUUUUAUAAAUGCAUGUAGAUGGUUUUUUCUUACAUAACCAAAGGAACACUAAUAUUUGCAUUUGCAUGGCAUUUAGGGAGCGUCUGGGGUUGGGGGGGGCGCACGUUAUUAAUAAUUUGUGACAUUUAUGGAGUUUUUUCGCCAAGGUUUUGUAUUUUUCUAGCUUCUCUGCAUUUCUCAUCUCAAAAAAAUUAAUAAAAAUAAAAAUAAAAUGAAAAAAAAAAACACACAACCGUUACCUCUCAGGAUCGCUCGGAAGCAAAACAAAUAUGAAAAAAAAAAUGUAUUUAUUUUCCAUAUUUUACAUAUUCUUUUGUGUCUUUUGGAAAAGCUCUCCUGCUAUGCAUUUCAGUACUAGCUUAGUCCACUAGGGGGGGCUGUGUGGACUGCCAAUGUUAGAAAACACUAGCAUGACGUUACUGUGGACAGUCCAGCUUUUCUUCUCCUUUUUUUUUUUUUUUUAAUUUUUUUUUUUUUUAACGUGUAUUUCAUUUUCCGUCGGCCGUGUACAGUUCAAUUCCCGCGAUCAUUUCACUGUUAAGCUUUUCAAUCCAAAGAAAAAGCCCGUGUCGUUUUCCCUGCUUUGGAGUGGUGCUAGUUGAUGGAUAUCAUAUUAGCAUAUCAAUAUGAUGCAUAUCAGACUUUUUCUUGCAAUUUAGUGGAAGAAUAUUCUUUGUUUUCCAUAUUUGUAGUCCCCGACUUGGGUCACUGGAAAAAAUGAAAUCUAAAGAUCCAAUCAAUCAAUUAAUUAAUUAAUUUGAUCCAAUUCUGAUGAUUUCUCUCCAACUGGAUGUUGUUAUUAUAUUGACUUUUUCCCUUUUCUUAUUAUUUUUCUGUAUAUUGUUUUAUUCACUGUGUGGCUUUAAGGAGUCCCGUGAUAUGUUUGAAAUCUAACCCCCCCCAACCCCCCCCCCCCCCCUUUAUUCAGUAUUUUAGAACAUGGCAAAGGUUGUUUAUCUUGUUGUAAAAUGAUCCUCUAGAAGGUGGGUGACUUGCUCCUAAGACAAUGAUGUUCAUUUUUGAUUCAUCUCAAUACCCCCCCCCCCCCAUUCUCUGACCCCCCCCCCCAUUCGCUCUUUUCUUUAUUUGCAAGCUAGACCUGACAAACAGUUCUAAACAGCAACUUUGAAAGUCAAUAAACUGCUUUUAACCCCACUUGACUCCAUCGC